This is a messenger RNA of Ostreococcus lucimarinus CCE9901, 555 nucleotides long. RefSeq lists its product with no specific name. The transcript has 3 exons. NCBI's taxonomy places the organism in Eukaryota, Viridiplantae, Chlorophyta, Mamiellophyceae, Mamiellales, Bathycoccaceae. Bases 1 to 555 code for a protein of 184 amino acids. The record is from RefSeq and is a predicted model, not a curated record.
AUGCAGAGCUUGACGGAUGCGAGCGUGGUUGGGCUGCCGAACGAUGAGUUGUUUCGUCGCGCGAAACGCAUCAAGUUUCGAGGAGUGUACAAGACGCCGUCUCAAGUCACGGACGGGGAGUGUCAUCUGUACGUUUUGUGCGAGGCGCAGAGGUUCAACGCGCAGCUGCCGCUGACGGCGACGAGCGACGGAGGCGGUGAGGACGCCGCUGGGCAAUCGAAAUCGAGGACGCGGAUGUUUGCGAGCGAGGACUUUCACUUGUUAGGACACAUCGACGCGUUUACGAAUCUGCGAUCUUUGCAGCUGCACGCAAACGCGCGCCUGCGGCGGAAGAAAGGGAUGUAUUACGUCAUACAGAUUGACGGUGCCAAGUUGACCGACGUGUCAGACAUCACCGUGGUGGAGGACGAAGACGAACCGAGCGCGGCGCCGGACGAAAAGAAUCUGGGUCGCCGAUCGCGCGGGCGAAUUCGGCGACGCCGGCGCCUUUAUCGAUUGCACUCCGCCCGGAGGACACAACGUUCCGCAAGGAAUGCGACUGGACGAUCGAUGUGA